This is a messenger RNA of Acanthochromis polyacanthus (spiny chromis), 1680 nucleotides long. RefSeq names its product distal-less homeobox 6a (gene dlx6a). Bases 380 to 1120 code for a protein of 246 amino acids. Gene Ontology annotation, biological process: cell differentiation; embryo development; regulation of transcription by RNA polymerase II. The transcript has 3 exons. Lineage: Eukaryota; Metazoa; Chordata; Actinopteri; Pomacentridae. Gene Ontology annotation, molecular function: DNA-binding transcription factor activity, RNA polymerase II-specific; RNA polymerase II cis-regulatory region sequence-specific DNA binding. The record is from RefSeq and is a predicted model, not a curated record.
GGGUUAACUCCAGCUCAAGUCUCCGUGAAGCGCAGAGCACUGAUGACGUUGGGUUGGAUGACCAAUCGGGAGGCGCUGCCCUUUGGAGACAAACCAUUUUACUUGUAGUGUCUGCAUCAAGUCUGGAAGCAAGGGCUCAAUUUUAACAGAAUCCACCUUAAAAUCUCUCCCUUAACUUAUGCCUACCUUCCGCCACUUUGAGUGAGAAUAUCACAGGACAAGGGGGGAAAUAAAGACGCCUUCUGGAAAAUUUCGGGUGUUAAUAGGACAAUAUCUGUUCGCGGUGGAGAGGGGAGAGAGACAACAGCACAGCGAGAGAGAGAAAACCGAUUUGGUCUUGAGAGAGAGGGGGGUGAGUGCUCUCAAGGCAGAAAAUUCGAUGAUGACCAUGACUACGAUGGCUGACGGUCUGGAGGCUCAGGACUCGUCCAAGUCUGCUUUCAUGGAGUUUGGACAGCAGUCGCACUCACAGCAGAGCUCCCCAUCGAUGGCCAGCGGCCACUACCCGCUGCACUGUCUCCACUCCGGCUCACACGCUCACCACCAGCACGACAACACCCCGUACUCCGGGACCAACACCUACAACAGGUCGUUACCCUACCCCUACGUGAGCCAUCCGCACCACAGCCCGUACCUGCCAUCCUAUCACAACAACACGGGAGGACAGACAAGGUUAGACGGCGCAGAGCAGCAGAAAACGACAGUCAUUGAAAAUGGGGAGAUUCGUUUUAAUGGGAAAGGCAAGAAGAUUCGCAAACCUCGGACAAUUUAUUCCAGUUUGCAGCUUCAAGCACUGAACCACCGUUUCCAGCAAACACAGUACCUCGCUUUACCGGAACGCGCCGAGCUGGCUGCCUCUCUAGGACUGACACAAACGCAGGUAAAGAUUUGGUUCCAGAAUAAGAGGUCAAAGUUCAAGAAGCUGCUGAAACAAGGCGGCAACCCACACGAGAGCGACCCCAUCCCGGGCUCCAUGUCCCUAUCCCCGCGCUCCCCGACCAUCCCUCCAAUCUGGGAUGUCUCGGCCUCUUCCAAAGGAGUAAACAUGCCGGCCAACAGCUACAUGCCCGGCUACUCUCACUGGUAUUCCUCCCCACAUCAAGAUUCAAUGCAGAGAUAGACUGAACGAGGCGAGAAAGGUCAGUGAGCUGUCUUGGAGGCCUCCGGAUCUCCGCCAUGCAGUUUCCAACGUAGCCUACAAUUUGUGUCAGCGCAACAGACUGGAUGCUGGAGAGGAAGAGGAGGAGGGAAAAAAUGCUGCUGCUCCUCUGCUGAAGGAUAAAAAACACAGCCAAGCCUCGGUGUGAUGACACAAAACAAGGGGACCUAACCAUUCUUUUUUAGCGUACAUGGCUGUUCAGUGGACUCGCAUUUGUUAUGCUUUCAUUCAUGUCAACAUCCUGACCGUCAAUAUACCAAAUAUUAUCAGUGACAUUUCAGCCACUUUGGGGCAAAUACUGACUGACUCUCCAUGCGCUGCGGCGCCCAGAACACUUUCGCCAUGGUGGACUCCUGACUGCUUUUUUAAAUUUUUAUUUUUCUUUCAUUUUUUUUUUGGGUUGUUUCUCUCCAACAUGCAAAACCAAGCAAAUUGUCUGUCUGUAAAUAUAAUCUGCGAUUUUAGUUGUACAUACACUUUUUAUGUUUUGUCAGAUUGAGUAAACCGUGACUCAAAACAGA